This is a messenger RNA of Atta colombica, 661 nucleotides long. RefSeq lists its product as uncharacterized. The record is from RefSeq and is a predicted model, not a curated record. NCBI's taxonomy places the organism in Eukaryota, Metazoa, Arthropoda, Insecta, Hymenoptera, Formicidae. The transcript has 3 exons. The coding region runs from base 213 to 446 and encodes 77 amino acids.
GCUAUAUCGAAAUGACAAAGUGGGUGCGUGCAUUGGGGGUGGGAGAGAUAAUCUUGGAUAGUGGGGAUGAUAUCUAGAAGCGGUAUCCUUCAAGAUUAUCAUUCGCUUCCCAGCAUUCACCUGUAAAGGAGCGUUCGCAUCUGCAACUGAAGUCAUCACUGCUGAAUUAUCAUCGUGCUGAAUUUCGCUCUUAAUCGCCAAUACUUUAAAAAAUGAAUCACCCUUGGAUGCUACUUUUUUUCGCAGUGUGUGCAUUGUGGAGCUUCGGUGAGACCGUUCCUUGCGAUCAGUGCGGACGGGAGUGUGCCGACAUAUGCGGCACUCGGCAAUUUCGCGCUUGUUGCUUUAACAAUAUGCGGAAGAGACAUUCCGACUUCUUUGGCCUGAAAUUUUGGAUGAGACCACGGAGAUAUGCGCUUCAUUUUUAUCCUGACUACGACGCUUAAUUACAGCGCUAUACACAUCCAACACAAUUAUGGAGAAUCCCACGAUAUAAAGCUAGUUACUGUGCUCAAUGUUAUAUUUACUACCCACGCGCAUCGUUCAAUUAAAGUCGCAUAAUGUGGCCUAUAUUUUUCCCGCAACUUUUCUCCCUUCUCUUCCCUUCGAUAACACGCUUGUUGAUGCCAAUAAUUAAAAUUAAAGAUAUUAUCCAGCAGCA